AUGACCGGAAGCGACCGAUCUGGAGGCAAUGGCAAGCAUGUUAAUAUAUGUGGAAGCUGGGAUGCAUGGAAAAAGAAGAUUCCUUUGGUGAAAAGUCACGACGAUUUCAUAACAAUCAUCAAUUUGCCUGAAGGACGGCACGAAUUCAAGUUUCACGUUGACGGCACGUGGAUAUGUGACAAUAACUUGCCGAAGACCGAAAACACGAUGGGAACCGAAAACAACGUGAUCAUAAUCGACAGGGCAGAUUUCGAGGUGUUCGAUGCUUUGGAGAAGGAUUUAGCAGCCGCUAACAGCAGCGGUCGCAUGAAAAGCCCUUCGUUUUCGAGCGGCUGUGAGAAGUCUCUGUCGUUCUGCCAGGAUAUUCCGUCGCUCAUACUCAAUCAAGACACGUCGAUGUCUUGCGAUCCGAACCUGCUUCCGGAACCGAACCAUGUUAUGCUUAACCAUCUCUAUGCCUUGUCGAUUAAAGACGGCGUUAUGGUGCUGAGCGCUACGCAUAGGUAUCGGAAAAAAUAUGUCACCACUUUACUGUACAAGCCGAUAUAA
This is a messenger RNA of Soboliphyme baturini, 549 nucleotides long. The record is from the annotation of a GenBank genome assembly. Lineage: Eukaryota; Metazoa; Nematoda; Enoplea; Dioctophymatida; Soboliphymatidae.